This is a messenger RNA of Armigeres subalbatus, 814 nucleotides long. RefSeq names its product MICOS complex subunit MIC19 (gene Chchd3). Bases 95 to 685 code for a protein of 196 amino acids. The transcript has 3 exons. Gene Ontology annotation, cellular component: MICOS complex. Lineage: Eukaryota; Metazoa; Arthropoda; Insecta; Diptera; Culicidae. Gene Ontology annotation, biological process: inner mitochondrial membrane organization. The record is from RefSeq and is a predicted model, not a curated record.
AUGAUGCCAUAAAAACAUCGACCCUGGCAGUGCAAAGUGUUGUGCUCAAGUUGUGAUCCAUCCGGGAGAUUCCUCAUACAUUUUCUGCAUCACGAUGGGAGCUUCCUCUAGCGCGCCGAGGACCGUCACCGUCGAGAACGAUUCACCGGCCGGCGUUAUCGACAUUUCGGAUGACGUAGUCCAGCGCCUCAAGACGGGACUGCCAUCGAAGGAAGGUUCCCGUCAGCAAGGUGCACAACGAGCGACUGGUUCUGAUGGCAACGUGCCAAGUUCGUAUCCGAAUCCGUUGCCGCCGCCGGCGGCUGCCGGCUUCGGAGAACCAUCGUUGUCUUCGCUGCAAGUGCGCCGUGAAAAGGAGCAAGAACUGCGAGCAAACGACGUCUACUGGACCAAGCGUUUGCAAACCCUUGAGGCAAACCUACAGAAAACGAACCAGAUACUAGAAAAGGAGUAUAAUGAUGCGAUCGUCGACGUUAAAAAGCGGUUCGAAAGCACGGCCAUAGCCCAUCAGUUACCACCGUGUCAGGAUCUGAAGGCAAAGGUGGUAGAAUGCUACAAGAAGAACCAGAAUGAAACGCUAAACUGCUCUGCCGAUGUUAAAGCAUUCACGGAUUGCGUCAAUCUACAUCGCAUUCAACUCCUGAAAGAGAAGGCAUCCGUCGGAAAGCCAGCGGAAGGAAAAUAAUUGCACCACGGAAGUUGGGAAAACUCCGUCUACUGAAUUGGUCACCUAGAGAGACAAUUGUGUCCUUUCGUUUGUACAUAAAAGAGAAGUAAAAUUAUCGCAAACGGUCACACUAAGCUGCAACCUUUA